AUGGCACCAAGAAGAUAUGAAGCCGAGAAGAAGGACCCUGCUCCUUUGGCAAAGCCUCUCGACUUUGCUUUCUCCAAGAAGACUGCCCAGAACCGAUUCCUCAAGGGUGCUAUGACCGAGCGUCUAUCAUCAUGGGAUGCUCAGAACCUCGAAGCUCGUGGUGUUCCUUCCAAGAACCUCGUCAACGUCUACCGACGAUGGGGCGAGGGCGAGUUCGGCGUCAUCCUGACCGGUAACAUCAUGAUCGAGUACGACCACCUGGAGGCUGCUGGCAACCCCAUCAUUCCCCGUGGCUCAAAGUACGAGGGCGAGCGAUUUGAGAUGUUCAAGGAGCUUGCGACACAGUCAAAGAAGCACGGCUCUUUGAUCGUCGGACAGGUCAGCCACCCAGGUCGCCAGGUAACCGAGAGCAUCCAGAAGAACCCCAUCUCCGCAUCCGACGUACAAUUAGAGGGCAACGUCAUGGGCAUGACCUUCGCCAAGCCACGCGCCGCUACCGACGAGGAUAUCAAGAACGUCAUCGAGGGCUUCGCUCACGCAGCUGAGUACCUUGAGAAGGCCGGUUAUGACGGUAUCCAGCUUCACGGAGCUCACGGCUACCUGCUCGCACAAUUCCUUGCCCCAAGCACCAACAAGCGUACCGACAAGUACGGUGGAUCUCUCGAGAACCGCGCACGCAUCAUCACCGAGAUCGGUCAGGAAGUCCGCAAGCGCACAUCUUCCAACUUCGUCCUUGGCAUCAAGCUCAACUCUGUUGAGUUCCAAGACAAGGGUUUCGGUACCGAGGAGGCCGCAACCCUUUGCAAGUUGCUUGAGGACAACAGCUUCGACUUUGUUGAGUUGUCCGGUGGUACCUACGAGCAGCUUGCUUUCGGCCACAAGCGCGAGUCCACCAAGAAGCGCGAAGCUUUCUUCCUCGACUUCGCCGAGAAGAUUACACCUUCGCUCUCCAAGACCAGGACCUACGUCACUGGUGGCUUCAAGAGCGCCGCUGCCAUGGUCGAUGCCCUCAACACCGUCGAUGGUGUUGGUCUCGCUCGUCCGGUCACCCAGGAGCCCGAGCUUCCUCGCCAGAUCAUCAACGGCGAGGUUCACGCCGCGAUCAACCAAUUGACCGACGACAAUGACUUCGGCAUCACCAACGUUGCGGCAGGAACACAGAUCAGGCAGUUGGGCAAGGACCAGCAGCCUAUCGACCUGAGCGACGAGAAGAACUUCGAGGCUUUCCAGAAAGACAUGGGUACCUGGGCUCAAGGCUUCUCCGACGACAAGACCGGAAGCAAGUACGGUUACGUGGACAUUGAGAGCGCCAAGGCGAUCCCAUACGGCACCGCUGCCCCUGCUUCGUAG
Alternaria metachromatica is the source of this 1350-nucleotide messenger RNA. RefSeq lists its product as uncharacterized. Bases 1 to 1350 code for a protein of 449 amino acids. The transcript has a single exon. The record is from RefSeq and is a predicted model, not a curated record. Gene Ontology annotation, molecular function: oxidoreductase activity; FMN binding. Lineage: Eukaryota; Fungi; Ascomycota; Dothideomycetes; Pleosporales; Pleosporaceae.